Alosa alosa (allis shad) is the source of this 4722-nucleotide messenger RNA. It is a transcript of the gene spata13, whose product is annotated as spermatogenesis associated 13. The transcript is spliced from 13 exons. Gene Ontology annotation, molecular function: guanyl-nucleotide exchange factor activity; protein binding. Bases 151 to 3882 code for a protein of 1243 amino acids. Gene Ontology annotation, biological process: intracellular signal transduction. Lineage: Eukaryota; Metazoa; Chordata; Actinopteri; Clupeiformes; Clupeidae. The record is from RefSeq and is a predicted model, not a curated record.
CACCGGACUGGCUCAGGUUGCGUGGCUCAGGUGCGGCCCGUGAGGUCAGAGCCGCGCGGCGAGGAGAGCCGGUUAAACGGACUCAACAGCCAGGCCUGGUGCAGUCCUGUGAUUGGUCAGCCGGAGGCCAAGCCUUGCCCCUCCAGAAUUAUGCGUAUUUUUUCCAAUCAGAAGCGUUGUGGGGACGCUACUUCGGAGAGGACUUCAAACCUCGGCUCUGCCAUGAACCCCCAGACCUGGUCAAACCUCUCAGGUCUGAAGGUCAUGGGGUCGUUCAAGAAACUGCGCUCUUCUGUGUUCCAAGGCAUCCAGAGCCGAGGCAACGCCACAACAGCCAAUCAGGACACAGAUUAUACGGUGAUAACCAAUGAGGACACAGGGUGCGUUGACCUAUCCAAUGGACAGCAACCUCAGCAGAUGUGUAGAGAGGGUUGCCAGAGUAACGGAGUGUGUGGGGGGGAAUCGAUCUUCGGAAUCUGUUCUGGUGUCCCGGACGAUAAUGAGGAUGAGGAUGAAAAUGAUGAUGAAUUCCAGAGGAACAGCCACUUCUCUCGCAGCAUUCGUCGAGCCUACGGAGCCGGGAGGAUCACUCUGCUGGACACAGGGCGCCACGCCCGGCCUGACGCUCCCCCGAAGUCUCCCAAAGCGUCCGCUCCCUGUCCCUCUCCCUCUCGCCGGCCCCGUCCCGUGAGCACGGUGUUCGCCGGCUCCGAGGUGCACCCUGCGGGCGAAGCGAACAGCGGGGCACUGAGCCGGCUGAGCAAGAGCGCCGAGAACCUGCACGUGCUCAAGGCCCCCUUCAAACGCAAGACCGCCUCGGCACACCUUGCCCACCCCCGCCCACAACGGAACCUAGAACAGGACCUAGAACCCCAACCAGAACUGGGCUCUCCUGAGCGGGGCUGGACUUCCAACAUCAAGCGGACCAACAGCGCGUCAUCGAUGGACGGUGGCGGUGACAGACGCAGCUCGGGCCGCUGGCGUAGCCCCAGCAGGACGCGGGCCCAGAUGCAGCGGCUGGUGGGGAGCCUGACGGACCUGACGUCCAGACAACGUCCCAGCAGCCCCCUGUCGCCCCAGCAGGGUCCGCCCUUGUCGCCCCUCAGCCGGAUCCACGACGACUACUCCCGCCGCACGCCCUGCGUGCCUCCCUCGGACCGCCAGCGCCGGCCGUCGCCUGCCCGCGGCAGAGCCCCGUCCGAGAGGGAGGCCGCUGGUCAGCGAGUCACUGCUGCCGUCGUGGUGGAACACACGCCCUCCAUACACCCUGUUCCUCUUGGCUCGUCGGACCUGACGGGGCUCACUCGCACAGACGACACGAGCGUAGAGCUUCACAGCUCAGCCUUGCAGCUGGCCAAUCAGUCUUUGGCACCACUGACGUCCUCUCCUCUGUCGGGUGCCCGCAGUCCCAGUAAUGCACCUGCAGGGAAUUCUGGGCCAGUGGAGGACCGGAGACCUGGGACAGUUUCACCUCUGCAGCCUUGCCUACAGUCUUCAGAAGAUAAAGCAGAGGACCACUUACAAGGCCAGCUAAAGUGCAUAUGGAAGACCCCAGAGAAAGAUGCGGAUGAACAGGAGUCUGAUGGGUACACGAAGGUUGCAGACGACGCCGCCGAAGCCAGAGCGCUGCUCUCCAGGUGCCAAUCUCAGGGUGAGUCCGUGCCCAGCUCGCCCGCCACGCCACCCCCAACGGAGUCCCCCGCCACCCCUACGGCCGGCACCGACCCUCCCUCUGUAGCGGUGAUCCGGCGCCGCUCGGGACGCAGCAGGCCGCGGCCCUUCUCCGACUACGCCCAGCUGGUGAGCAGGAAGUUCUCCAUCCCCGAGGAGAGAGGGGCAGAGACAUCGCCGGCAUCGCAGUCGGAGACCGCCGCCACCGCCACCACUGAGCCCUCCGACGUCAAUGGUAGCACUGCUGCUGAUGGGGACGGCCAGAGAAGUUGCCACGGCAGCAGUCCGCAGGAUCACCAGUGGAGGCGGCCCAUGUCCGCCAUCGAAGGAAUGGACCUCUUCCCUUCACCGGGCGCUGAAGACGGGGAGGACCUGGACACCCUGCCCUCGCCGAUGACGCGGCCCCCCAUGCCGUCCUACCAGGUGCCCCCCUACAGAGCGGUGUCGGCCCGCCUCCGGCCCUGCAUCCUGUCCCAGAGCACCCCCAUUGGUCUGGACCGCGUCGGCCGCCGCAAGCUGCACCGCGUGCUCAGUGAUGGCCCCUCAGAGGGAUGCUCGGUGCUGGACGACAGCGUGAGUGAGGAGGAUGGCAGCUUUGAUGAGCUCACUGAUGUCACCCCUUUCCUGCAGACCGUGGAGCUCACUGGCCUCAACCAGCUCAUCAGCUCGGGCCACGUGUUGUAUGCGGAGGCCCUGUGGGACCAUGUGACGAUGGAGGAGCAGGAGCUGGCCUUCCAGGCGGGUGACGUGAUCCGCGUGGUGGAGGCCUCCACCAAGGACUGGUGGUGUGGGAGGGUGGGCGACCGAGAGGCCUGGUUCCCUUCCAGCUUCGUCAGAGUGCGUGUAAACCAAGAGGACUCAAGUGGGGGGAGUGUGGAGAGUGUGGAGAUGGCUCUGGACCAGGAGACUGUGUUGCCUAGAGACAAGCGGGCCCAGAGCACGGAGCACCGCGAGCAGAUGAGGACCAACGUCGUCCGGGAGAUCAUGAGCACCGAGCGAGACUACAUCAAACACCUGAGGGACAUCUGUGAUGGAUAUAUCCGCCAGUGUCGCAAGCACCCGGGGAUGUUCACGGACCAGCAGCUCAAAACCAUCUUCAGCAACAUCGAGGACAUCUACAAGUUCCAGAGGAAGUUCCUGAAGGAUCUGGAGAGGAAGUACAACAAGGAGGAGCCCCACCUGAGUGAGAUCGGCUCCUGCUUUCUGCAGCAGGGUGACGGUUUCUCCAUCUACUCGGACUACUGCAACACCCACCCAGUGGCGUGCACGGAGCUGCAGCGCCUGAUGAAGCUCAGCCGCUACAAGCACUUCUUCGAGGCCUGCCGGCUGCUGCAGCAGAUGAUUGACAUCUCGCUGGCCGGCUUCCUGCUCACGCCCGUGCAGAAGAUCUGCAAGUACCCGCUGCAGCUGGGCGAGCUUCUCAAGUACACGCCCAAAGACCACAGUGAUUUCAGAGGCGUGAGCGAUGCAUACGAGGCGAUGAAGAACGUGGCAAGCCUGAUUAACGAGAGGAAGAGGAGGCUGGAGAGCAUCGACACCAUUGCCCAAUGGCAGGUCUCCAUCCUGCGCUGGGAGGGCGAGGACGUACUGGCAUGCAGCUCCGAGCUCAUCCACUCGGGGGAGCUGACCCGUGUGGUGCGCAACGGCAAGACGCAGCAGCGCAGCUUCUUCCUCUUCGACCACCAGCUGGUCUUCUGCAAGAAGGACGUGCUGCGCCGCGACCUGCUGCACUACCGCGGGCGCCUAGAGAUGGACGCCGCCGAGCUCCAGGAUCUGCCGGACGGCCGCGACGCUGAGCUGGGCGGUGUGAGCCUCCGGAACGCGUUCCGGCUGCGGAGCACAGAGACGCAGGAGACGCUGUGCACACUGUGCUGCCGCAGGGCCGAGGACAAACGCCGCUGGCUGGAGGCCUUCGCACGCGAGAGGAGGCGCGUGCAGGAGGACCAGGAGAUGGGAAUGGAGAUCAGCGAAGAACAAUGGAAACAGGCGAUUCUCAAUGCUCAGAAAGCAAAACAAGGCAAAAUAAAAAGUAUGGGCUACUCCGGCCAUCCAGUGCCUACACAGUACCAGCCUCUUCACCCCCUUCACCAGCGUCACGUUACUGUGCCAACCAGCGUUCCACAGCAGCAGGUGUUUGCCUUAGCCGAGCCAAAGCGGAAGCCCGCCCAGCUUUGGCACUCCAUCACUCGACACGCCCUCUUCAAGAAGUAGAACAAAAGCCCCUCCCAUGCCAUGCAUGACUUUUAUGGCGAUGCCCUCUAUAGGAAGUUGAGUGAAAAUUCUCCCACCUCUGGCAUAACCUCACUGGCCACACCCUCUUCAGGAAGUGUGGAAGACAGUGCCAGUGCUCCUGAUAAAGUAUACAUAUAUGAAGAAAUGUCCAUAGGAAGACAUGUUGCCCUACUGAUGUGAUGUCCCGCUGAAGUUUGGCCUAUUGUGGAUUGAAUGUUAUGUUGCUUGAAACACAUGAAAUAUAUGUUUUGUUUUGUGUAAAGUGCCUAUGAUUUGGAAAAAACACAGGAGGCUUUCCUGUCAUGGACCAUAUUAACUAUAUCUAUGUUUGUUUAUGUGUCUUUGUAUGUAUGUAUCUGCCUGCGUAUUUGUGUGCGCAUGAUAGGUGUGCGUGUGCGUGUGUCUGUGUCUGUGUGUGUGUGUGUGUUUUUUUGUUUGUGUGUAUGUAUGUAAGUGCCUGUGACUUGAGGGUGGAGAGAGCACGAAAGUGUUAUGUGAAUCUUGAUUCCCUCCAUUUCACUAAUGUGGUAAACAUGCUGCUCAUAUUGAGAUUCUCCCCUCCCUUCAACACCCCUUAAAAUGCGUUUUAUAUUAAUAACGACAAUGAUGUAUAUUCGGCUUUUAAAUUCCUAUUCGUAUUACUAUUGCCUCUUUUUUUUGUUUUACUCUAUGUCUGUAUAUUUAAGGCUGGAACCUUCUGAAUUUAGACCUCACUUGUGAUGGCAGUAUCGCCUGAUAUGAGCUUUAGAAUGACCAGAUCAGCUAUUCUGCACACUAACACUGUCCACGCUAUGUAAAUAAACUCAUGUACAAAUGUUA